Pelagomonas calceolata is the source of this 1066-nucleotide messenger RNA. Lineage: Eukaryota; Pelagophyceae; Pelagomonadales; Pelagomonadaceae. The record is from the annotation of a GenBank genome assembly.
AUGUCCACCUACGACGAGAACGUGCGCAGCUACGAGUCCUUCGCGCGGGGCAGCCUCGAGGCCUCGCCGGGCACCGGUUCCGUCGAGGAGCUGCCCCUGACGCGCGAAGAGCCCGAGACGCCGCCGAGGACGCCGCCGCCGAAGCAAAAAACGACGCCGAAUACGCCGGGCUUCGCCGAGACGGCGCCGACGCUGGCCCUGCGCCGCGCCGACGCCGCGUCCGCCGCGCCGGCGUUGAUCAGGCUCGUCGAGUGCUGUGUGGAAAUCAAAUUUCGGGCGCCCCCCGCAACGUUGUCUCAGUGGCCGCGUCUGCUCGAGGGCGUGGAGUUUUCAGGCCAUCGACGCGACGUUGUCGCCGUCACCGCGUCGGUCUGAUGGUGUGGAGGUUCACGAAUGUCCACGCAAUAUCGAUAACCUAAGUCACUGGUUGAUUUCCACACAGGUCGAGGGCACGGAUUUAACUUUCGGGCGGGGGCCUCGGGCCGACGUCGCGUUAGUGGACGCCGCGAGGCGGACGGCCGGUAGAAGGCAGUUCGUUUCCAGAAGGCACGCUCGUGUCAGGACCGCGACGCGCUGGGGCGAGGCCGUGGCCGUUUUGAAGGCAUUUCGUAGAAGGGACGGGCGCGCGCGCUGCGGCGUUUUUGUGGAUGGCGAGGCCGUGGGGGACGAGCCGGUCCGUUUACGCGCCGGGCACCGCGUGGUCUUCGGGAGCCUGGCGGACGACGACGGCACGCCCUAUAGUGAGUUUGCUUAUGAUGUGGUGACCUGCGAGCAGGCGCCGGAGCCGCCGGCGCCGGCGCCCGACGUGGCGAGCCCGAGCUCGGUCGGCUCGUUCGGUGAUGAGGGCGAUACGCCGCAACACCAGCGCCGCGGUCGCUUGUCGAACCGGAGACGGCGCAUCUCGCUGGCCGUGGCGGUGGUAAGGGACGACCGCGACGGUUUAGAUGAUGAGACGGACGAGGAGGGGUACCAGGGCGUCUGCGAGCUCGCGCCGGCGGCGGGCUGCUUCGCGGGGCUCUUUGAUGGCGAGUCGCUGUUGUUUGGCGGGAGUAAGGAGGAAACUUAG